AUGAAUUUAAUAAAAACCAACUAUUCACAAGAAGAAGAAGAAGAAGAAUAUAAUAAUAGAACAAGUACAAAAACAAAAAUAGAACCGGACAAAGUAGCAAAGCCAGGAGAACCCAUUAUAUCAACUAAAAUACAAGAUAAAUAUUAUAUAACACCAAAUAUAGAUAAAUAUCUUUCCAAAAAUAAUAUAAUGCUGGGUAACUAUUCUUCAUUUUUCUUCAUUAAUUUAAGAUUGAAUUUGAAACAAAGAAACGUCAUUAAUAAUCUUCUCACCGAUUUGCAUAAAACUUUUAAAAAUGAAAACAACCCAUACAGCAAAAAUAUUAAAUCACUGGCUUAUUCCGAUCUAGGCGCACCCUUGCCUUUGCAUUUAUCUCUAACCCAUAAUAUAAUAUUUGAAAAUCAAAAGUAUAUGGAUGAUUUCUUUAGUUAUUUUAAAACUAAGUACACUAAUAACACUAAUUGCAAUGGAUUUAAGCUCCAGUUUAAAAAUAAGUUAAUUUAUUUACCUAAUGAGGACAAUACCAAGAUAUUUAUUUGUUUGGCUGUAACGGAUGAAAUAUGCAUAAAGUACUUAAAGCCACUUCAAAAUGAUAUCUCAGAUAUAUUAUCUGGAUAUACCAGCUAUAUAAAUAAAAGUUUUGCGGAAAAUACUAUCCCUCAUGUAUCCAUUGGAAGUAUAAUCAAAACAACAAAUGAGCCUUUUAAUGGUACCGGCACAGAUAUAAAGUUUCCUUGCUAUGAACUGGAUAAAAAUAUUACCGAACAAUUGGAGAUAAAUUGUCAUGAGAUUAAAGCCACUAGGUUAAGAAGUAAUAUAACAUUUCCGUUACCGUACUAA
This is a messenger RNA of Saccharomycodes ludwigii, 840 nucleotides long. RefSeq names its product phosphoric diester hydrolase (gene USB1). Gene Ontology annotation, biological process: U6 snRNA 3'-end processing. NCBI's taxonomy places the organism in Eukaryota, Fungi, Ascomycota, Saccharomycetes, Saccharomycodales, Saccharomycodaceae. The record is from RefSeq and is a predicted model, not a curated record. The transcript has a single exon. Gene Ontology annotation, molecular function: nuclease activity. Bases 1 to 840 code for a protein of 279 amino acids.